Molecule: messenger RNA, 1131 nt
Organism: Chilo suppressalis (striped riceborer)
Lineage: Eukaryota; Metazoa; Arthropoda; Insecta; Lepidoptera; Crambidae
Source: the annotation of a GenBank genome assembly
AUUUAGGCAAAGAGUAGUUUAAAUAUUAUCAAUAUUUCAGGCUGUUCAGUGCUUUUAACCUUGUGAGUGUUUUUAAAUUAUAAACUACAAUACUUAUGUUAAUAUGAACUGUGCCUAGUUAUUUAAUUUUAUACCAAAAAAUGCCGCUUCCGCCAGCACUUGCAGCGCGUCUUGCAAAAAGAGGUAUCUUAAAACCGAGUAUAAAUGGUUCGAGCAAUGAACCUCCUGCACAAACCAAUGAAGAGAUUAUUGCAGAAGAUUAUGAUAAUAAACCUGAAGAGCAUAAUAAUGUAGAACAUUUUUGGGAAGGUAUUGAGGGAGUAAACGUGGACCCAAUCAAAGGGCACAGGGGCUGUCCAAAUAAAUAUAACAUUUAUCAUGAAUGUACAAAGUUUUGUGUUAAAACUUGGAAACAAGGUAAAUCAGUGCCAGAUGAACAUUACUUAGAGAAUAAACGUAAAGCCUUAGAGCUUUGGCCGCUACCUGCUGGCUGGGAGGAAGUUUAUGAUGAGGGUUGUGGUCAACAUUAUUAUUGGAAUGUUCACAAUAAUUUGGUAUCAUGGUUGCCACCUGCACAUCCAAAUGCUGUACCGACUGAAAGUGCUUCGCAUUUACGUGAAGAGCGAUUACUGCGUGAGGGUGAUGAAAGUGACAACAGUAGUGAUGAAUCAGACCAAGAAGUACCUCAACAACAAACCAAGGAGAAAUCUCGUGAUCGUAGAGAAAGGGAAAAAGAUAUAGUUCAUCACAGAGAUAAGAAAAGACCCCGUGUCAAAGACAAUGAUUUGGAUCCUAUGGACCCUGCUUCAUAUUCUGAGAUUCCACGUGGCAAUUGGAGCUCAGGUUUGGAUCGACAUGCAAAGACAGGAGUAGAUUCUACAGUCUCGGGACCUUUAUAUCAAAUGAGGCCAUACCCAGCUCCAGGUGCUAUACUUGCAGCCAAUGCAAAACAUCAGCAAUCCCCUCCUCCAUCACCAUAGAUAUGAAAUAUGUUUCUUGUAAUAAACUGUGGAUUUUAUUGUUAUGUUUCAAAUGCUUAAUGAAUAAUACAUUUUAAGCCACUUAUUUUAAAUACUGUUUAAAAUUUCCUAGAUUGAUCAAGGUGAUGGCGUGUUGUGAUGAAGCGAGGGA